Messenger RNA from Columba livia (rock pigeon), 2441 nucleotides. RefSeq names its product GRAM domain containing 2A (gene GRAMD2A). Lineage: Eukaryota; Metazoa; Chordata; Aves; Columbiformes; Columbidae. Gene Ontology annotation, biological process: regulation of store-operated calcium entry. The record is from RefSeq and is a predicted model, not a curated record. Gene Ontology annotation, molecular function: phosphatidylinositol-4,5-bisphosphate binding. The coding region runs from base 490 to 1431 and encodes 313 amino acids. Gene Ontology annotation, cellular component: extrinsic component of cytoplasmic side of plasma membrane; organelle membrane contact site; endoplasmic reticulum membrane. The transcript is spliced from 13 exons.
AGCGCCAGCCUCCAAUGGGACCGCGCGGCGAGGGUGGGGCGUGGCGGCGGGCGGCCAUUGGGCGUGCGCCGAAGCGCCGCGCGGAGGCUGUGCGCGCGGGGCAUGACGGCGGCGGGCGGCGCGGGGCGGGCGCGCAGCGCCGCUCGGCACCGGCCGUUCCCCUCCAGCAUCCUCGGCGGUGGCUCCGCUCCAGCAGCCGACACACGGGAUUGAAAUGACCUUGAACGCCGGGAACAAGGGCAGCUCGCCGGAUCCCGCCCGGGCUUGCUCGGGCCGAGGCAGCCCGGUUGCAAGAGCCUCCCCCCGCCUCUGAUCCUCUUUCUUUUUUUUGGGAGGCAAAAUCCCCGUCUUGCUCUCUCUCGCCUGCACCGUGCGCUUCCCCCUCGCUUGCGCCGGCAGCGGGGAGGGGAUCCAGCGAAAAUCCAACGCCGCCGGAGGAGCUCGUACCGGACACUUCCCAGGACGGAUCCCAGUGCUGCCGCCAAACUGAUGCAUGAAAAAGCAGCUCCCCUGAAGAGCCCCGAGCCCAUGCACGGCCGUGACAAGCUGGAGGCAUCGCACAAGGAGAAGAGUUUGGAUUCCCUCGACGGCAGCCUCCACCUGAACGAGGCCCUAAAAGAUGAAGAGAUCAAGAAGUGCCACCGGGAAGUGGCCGCUAGCAAGUACAACUCGCAGUACCACAAGCUGUUCAAGGACAUCCCGACGGAGGAGAGCGUGCUGAAAGUUUGCUCCUGCGCCCUCCAGAGAGACAUCCUCAUCCAGGGGAGGCUUUACAUCUCCCCCAACUGGCUCUGCUUCUACGCAAACCUUUUUGGGAAAGACAUCAAGGUUGUGAUCCCGGUGGUUUCCGUGCAGCUGAUCAAAAAGCACAAGACAGCUCGGCUGCUGCCCAACGGCUUGGCCAUCACCACCACCGCCAGCAGAAAGUACAUCUUCGUGUCCCUCAUCUCCCGCGACAGCGUCUACGACGUCCUGAGGAGAGUCUGCACCCACCUGCAGGUCUCAAGCAAGAAGAGCUUGAGUCUGAAGGAGCUGACGGAGGAGCCCGACGCCGUGUCGCUGGAGGUGAUCGUCCCUGAGGGCAAGUGGAGGAAGGUGUCACCCGCUUCGCUGUCACUGUCACUACCAGAUGCUGACUACCAGUGCAUUCACCGCACGUCCGUCAGCAGCCUGAGCGCCAAGGAGAGCUCCUUCACCUCCGAGGAGCCCCUGGUUUCGGAAAGUGCCAUCAACACCGAGGAGGAGCUGGAGGUGGAGCAGAGUUGCGUGGCGGAGCUGAGACCCUCCGACUACCAGCUCCUGAAGAUCUUCAUCGUGCUCAUCUGCCUCCUGGUCGUGUCCUCCUCCUACCUGGCGUUCCGCAUCUUCCGUCUGGAGCAGCAGCUCUGCUCCUUGAACCGGGACUACCUCUCCCGCGGGCACAGGAGGUGACCGUCACCCCCAGCGCUGGCUGAGGAUGGACGGAUGCCGCGACUGUGACACCCUCCGUACGGAUCCCGGUGCUGCGUCCGCCCGCUGUGACUGUCGCGUGUGGCCCGGCUUUCUCUCAGCUGGUAAAAUGGGACCAAGUAUCAUCUCUCUUCCUCCGGGCACCCGCUCCCGGCGGGACGGCCUGGCCGGCUCACGGCCACCGGUGCCGACUGCCCGUCCCCCUGGAAACCCAUUUUCUCCCCGGGACGCUGCUGCGCCGUAGCGCUGGACGAUGGCUCGGGGCUGCCGAGUGCUUGGACCUCCCCUGAGGACUUGCUGCUAAAACGGGUGCCGGUUUUUAUUCCAGAGUUAAGUUUUUCUUGUGAAAAGACUACCAUAGGCUCGCCGGGAACCCCGAAACAAUGCGGAUGAGUUGCUGCUGCUGCUCUGGGUGAAGCCCGGGCAGCGGCUUUGGGCUGGCCCCUGGAGGCAUGUCCUGAACUCUGCGGGGACAGUGCGACAGGGGCCACCAGCCCUGUGGGUGUCACUUCUCCCAUCACCCAGGGGUGGGGGUACAAUCCAGGGCCCCCCUCAGCUCUUCUCUCCUGGAGCACGGGGGCAUCUUGCGGUGUGUGUGUGUCCCUGCAAAGCACUUUAGGGUCCCCCCCGCCAAGACCAAGUGUCCUCACCGGGGACCACACCUGGGCACGGUGCUGGACCGGGGCUUCAUUAGCCCUAUUGCCUCGUUAAGGCGUCUCGACAGCAUCCGGGUGAAUGUCCCGGAUCGCGAUAUGUCCGUGUCCUGGUCACUGUUUAUCUCGUCACCACGCGUAUUUGUCCCCAGCCUCCCCCGGGAGCGCGCUGGGGUGGCAGGUGAUACCUGUGGGAUUUAUUCUGAUCUUUCUUUCCUGUUUUUUGGGAACUACAAGUGCUGAUGGGGCCAAAUCCCCGCGCCCUGGGGGCAAGAGCUCGCUGCUCCCUCUGGGCUCGGAACGGCUUUUACAUGAAAAUAAACCCAGGAUUUUCUAGCA